Pundamilia nyererei is the source of this 2505-nucleotide messenger RNA. RefSeq names its product scavenger receptor cysteine-rich type 1 protein M130-like. The transcript is spliced from 8 exons. Bases 8 to 1492 code for a protein of 494 amino acids. Gene Ontology annotation, cellular component: membrane. Lineage: Eukaryota; Metazoa; Chordata; Actinopteri; Cichliformes; Cichlidae. The record is from RefSeq and is a predicted model, not a curated record.
CCUGGACAUGGAUCACUUGUUGCUGCUGCUGCUGCUGUGGAGCUCAGGAAUCAGUGAGAGAAAUCAGAGUUCAGCAGAGCCUGAUGAAGUCAGGUUGGUGGGAAAAGCCAGUCACUGUGGAGGUACACUGGAGAUGAAGCACGUGAGAGAAUGGAGACCAGUAGACUUCUAUAACUGGACCCUGAAGAAAGCAGCUGUGGUCUGUGAACAUCUGGACUGUGGCUCUGCUGUUUCUGUACAAGAGAGAAAGUCCCCACGGAGACUCGUAUGGUCGAUCAGACCUGACUGCUUUCAGUCCGGAUCUAAGUUGGGGGACUGUUUACGACUGUUACCCUCUACCACCAUCCUCAAUCUCACCUGUUUAGACUCUGUCAGGCUGCUGAACGGUUCCAGUCUGUGUUCAGGCGGACUGCAGGUGAAGUCUAGCCAGAGAUGGUCCUCAGUGUGUGAAGAUGACUUUGACCUGCAGGAUGCAGAGGUGGUCUGCAGGGAGCUUGGCUGUGGGCCUCCUUCGCUCCUCCAGGGGGCGCUCUAUGGAGAAGCGGAGGCUCCAGUGUGGAGCAGAGAGUUCCAGUGUGGAGGCCAUGAGUCUGCUCUCCUGGACUGUAGAAGCUCAGGCUCAGCUAGAAGCAGCUGCUCACCUGGCAAAGCUGCUGGACUCACCUGCUCAGAGCCUGUCAGGUUGGUGGGAGGAGCCAGUCGCUGUGCAGGUACACUGGAGGUGAAACACCUGGGAGAAUGGAGACCAGUGGAUGACAAUGGUUGGACCAUGAAACCAGCAGCUGUUGUCUGUGAACAUCUGGACUGUGGCUCUGCUGUUUCUGUUGGGAAAAAAAAGUCCACAUACAGAUUUGUGUUGAAGAUCAAUCCUGAUUGUUUCAAGCUGAGAUCUUCCCUAAGGGAAUGUGUAGAACCAUCUUACUCUUCCUCUUUGCUCAGUGUCACCUGUUCAGACCUGCUGGCUCAGCCAAGCAUUAUUGUCCCCGCCUCCAUCGACGGGGUCUCCGAGGCACAGCAGCAGGAGCUUCGGGUGUCCAGGGGCUCUAGCUUGACCAUCAGCUGCUCCAUCCAGCCACAGUUCCCAGGAGGCUCCUUCCAGCUCACCUUCACUUCCUCCAACACAGCAUACAACUACACCCAGCCAGCUGUCAAUCACUCUGCCCACUUCCUGUUUCCUGUCACAGAGCCCGCCCACCAAGGAAACUACAGCUGCUUUUAUCGUGUUUAUGUUUUUUCUCACAACUUCUCCUCUGAGAGCUGCCAGCUGUCUGUGACUGUCUCAGGUCAUCCAGAUCCCACAGGCUUCAUCAUCAGAGCCCUCGUCCUGCCACUGAUCCUGCUGUUGGAGAACGUUGUCCUGUAUUUCUACUGUAAGGCCAGCAGGGGGCAGAGGCUGGGCAGACCGGAGAACAACAAGCUGGUUAACUUUGGUGUUGGUGCAGCUGAAGAAGGGCCGGCUAAAGAGGAAGGAGCUCAUCUCAUAUCCAGAUGAAGUUCUCAGCUCAUCCAUCACCUCAGUCACAGAUUUUACUUUCUUUCUACCAAAGAUUCUGUUAAUCAGUCAGGCUGGAAUGAUUCUGUUGUUUUCUUACUGCCAGCAUGAAAAGUCCAAAACCAUCAAAGUGUUUCAGGUUUUUAAUCACAUUUUUACACAGAAACUGGCCCCUAAUGUACCUGCUGUUCAACACUGACUGCAGGGAAGUGUAACCAGAGAUGGUCCUCAGUGCGUGAAGCUUGACCUGCAGGAUGCAGAGGUGGUCUGUAGGGAGCUUGGCUGUGGGCCUCCUUCGCUCCUCCAGGGGGCGCUCUAUGGAGAAGCGGAGGCUCCAGUGUGGAGCAGAGUCUGCUCUCCUGGCAGAACUUUAUAUAAAUAAAGGAUAUUUGUUCUGCCUUUUAUAUGUUACGCUGGAUAAUACAGUUUAGUAAUCUGCCCUAGAGCCCCCUCUAGUGGCUGAUUUGUAAUAUUAUUUUGAUUACUUUGGAAAAAGAAAAAUAGAGGAAGUGGAAAAUCCAAGAUGGCUGAACGUAAUGCUGAAGCAUUAUCGUUCCAAGCUGAAAAUGUUGCUUCGGACGAGAUUUGUCCGUAAGUAUGAGUGAUGAUUAAAUAAUAAUUGUAUCUUGUUGUGUUUAAAACUUUGUUUAAUUGAGUAUGAACGUUUUAUCUUGUUAGCUUGCAGUAAGCUUGUAACAAGCUAGUUUGCAAUGUUAGUUAGCUAAUACAAUAUUUUGUAUGUUUUCAGUUUUACAAUGGUCAAAGAGAAGGUCAGAGGCCAUCAUUCAAUAAAUCAGCACAAAAAAGGAAAAUGAGUCUGAUUACUGGAGCAUUGUUAGCUCGCUGGUGAAAACCAGGAACCUGAGGGUGAGGACAGCACACCAUUAACUUUCAAUAGUGCCUUUUCUCAUUGAUUUUCUAGUUGAUUGAUUUGAUCCUCGUCAGCAGCCGUGUUACAGAGAAGGUAAAAGAAACAAGCUUACAUUCAAACACUCACAUGCUGGGUGGAGCCA